UUCACAGAAACUGAAACAGAGGUUCUGAACAGUCGCAUAUAAACGGUAUGUCGGGAAUUUAUCUUUCUGAUCAAUUCUUUCGUGAAGGAGCUUAAUUAGGUAUGUCUUCGAUUCAACCGGCGGAUAUUUCACCUCAAUAACUGUAAACAGACGGUAACGUGCUUGCUCACCGCAGCAGAUUCCAUUCAGCUUUAGAUUAAGAAUGAGAUUCCUUUAUUACUUCUUCAAUAUUGAUUGGAAGAAGAAUGGGUGUGAACAAAACCGCGAAAAUUAUUAAUCGAAUACUCGAUUGUUGACUGAAAGUUACGAUGUCUAUCUAUAAAGAAAACCAUCGUUGGAAUUGCCCCAGCGACAGAGAGCUUGUACUUCGUGCCAAAUUGAAUUCUGGAUGGUCCGUUCAUAGCCAAGAUUACUUUCGGAAGAAUGAGGCUAUUCAAGAGCCAGAGCUUCAAUCCAUAGAAAAUGUCAUGGAAAGAGCAAAGCAGGUUGAACUAUUAGAAAGAGAACGAGUUGGGAGGAUGGUGUGCAGACUAGAAAAUAUGAAAAGAAAUAGUGUUGGUGAUGGUAAAAAAACAUGUUCUAUGUGCGGGAUAUCAUUUGGCCUAAUUCGAACAUCGUCGGUAAGCUGCUGUGAUUGCCGAAUGGCUGUAUGCGAAAAAUGUAGAAUAGACAUCCAAAAUGCAUCUCAAGAAUUUUGUGUAUUGUGCAAAAUUUGUGCUGAAAAUAGAGAAGUAUGGAAAAAAUCCGGUGGAUGGUUUUAUGGGCAAGUACCUCCAUCAGAUCAAUCAGCGCCUCUGCAGAAUACGAAAUACGAUGAAAACAAAGGAUCUCCUAAUUGCACAAGAGCGUUUAACACAUGGGAACACAGGAAACCUGAUAUUGUUCGCUUGGAAAGUUUUGAACCGCCAGAAGAAAACCAUAACGAUAAUCCUUUGUAUAAAACAUGGGCCGUGAGUUCCAGUUCAGAUAUCAGCUCCAUCGAUGAAACGAUUUCUUUCACAGAAGACACAGAAAGAGUGAGAAAGAAUUCAGAUGAUGGUGAAAAUUUAGAAAUGAAUCGUUUGUCAACUCCUGAAGAUUCAAAGCUGUCGAUUUCCUGUCCGUCUUUGCAGACACUUGAGGAUACCCCUAUUUACAAACAAGCAGAAGUUCAUAGAAAAAGACACUCUCGUAUAUUUUCUAAGAAAAGGAUUUUAACACCAGCUCACAAAGUAAUGGAAAAAAUUUCAAAACAUCGCAAAUCUAAGUAAUGCAAAUAAAAUUUUAUAUAUUCCUAUUUUUUUAGAGUUAAAAAAUAUAGACAAAGACUAAAAUUGUUUAAAUUUCACCAUAUAUGUAGAAUGACUGAAGAAAGUAAAUGUAACAUUUUUAUAGCAACGGAAUGUAGCAUACAACCAAAAGCAUUUUGUUGAUAUGCAAUGAACUGCAAUAAGUAAAUUAAAAAAAAGUUUGACUAGUAAAUACUGUAAAAAUCAUAAUAUGGUAAACUCUUAUGAUGCAUACAUUAUGCAUUUUCAUAGUUUUUAUUUUUUGUUUAAAAGCAAAUGAUGUAAACGCUUACCUAUUUUAUAUGCAUAAACAAUGAAAUGGACGAUUAAAAAAAAUUACAUUUCAUUAGCUAUAUUCAAUAGUUACAAUUUAGAGAUAUGUUUGAACACGCAGAAAUGCGUCAGGUAAUAUAUAUUUCUUAUAAGCUGCAACAUAUCCCCGUGUUGCAAGAGUCCACUGCAUUGUGUAUUUACAGUUUUUUUUUUUUUUUUUGACUGCUCUUAUAAAUUCUGAUAAUGAAUGUGGAUUAAAAACAACAUAUUAAAGAAUAGUAUUU
This is a messenger RNA of Argiope bruennichi, 1825 nucleotides long. Its product is annotated as rab effector Noc2-like. Gene Ontology annotation, molecular function: small GTPase binding. Lineage: Eukaryota; Metazoa; Arthropoda; Arachnida; Araneae; Araneidae. The coding region runs from base 309 to 1250 and encodes 313 amino acids. The transcript has 10 exons. Gene Ontology annotation, biological process: intracellular protein transport. The record is from RefSeq and is a predicted model, not a curated record.